AUGGCGGAAUUCCUGGAGCUGGAGACUCAGGACGGCGUAAGGAUGCCGUGGAAUGUGCUUCCGGGGACGAAACAGGAGGCGGCCAACUGCGUCGUUCCGAUCGCCGCAAUAUACACUCCGAUCAAGCCCUUCCCCAACAUGCCGGUCCUGCCCUACGCUCCUCUCCGCUGCCGCACCUGCCGCUCCGUGCUCAACCCUUUCGCAAUCGUCGAUUUCGCGGCCAAGAUCUGGAUCUGCCCCUUCUGUUUCCAGCGCAAUCACUUCCCCCCGCAGUACGAUUCAAUCAGCGAAGAGCAUCUCCCCGCCGAGCUCUUCCCGCAGUACACAUCGAUCGAGUAUGAAUCUCCGGGAGAAAACCCUUCUUCUUGUUCUUCCCCCGUCUACAUGUUCGUGGUGGACACAUGUAUUAUUGAGGAAGAGAUGGCUUUCUUGAGGUCGGCCUUGUCGCAGGCGAUCGACCUUUUGCCGGACAAUUCCCUCGUCGGGCUGAUCACUUUCGGGACGUUGGUUCACGUUCACGAGUUGGGGUUCGGUCAGCUUGCCAAGACUUACGUCUUCAAGGGCUCCAAAGAUGUGUCCAAGGAACAGCUGCUCGAGCAAAUGAGCUUUUUCCUCAAGAAGCCCAAACCUGCCACUGGUGUCAUUGCCGGUGCCAGAGACGGGCUCUCUACCGAGAGCAUUUCGCGCUUUCUUCUGCCCGCUUCCGAUUGUGGAUUCGCUCUGAAUUCGGUUCUAGAGGAGCUGCAGAAUGAUCCCUGGCAAGUACCAACUGAUCAGAGGGCUACCAGAUGCACCAGCACUGCUCUGAGUGUAGCUGCUUGUUUGUUGGGAGCUUGUGUUCCAGGUUCUGGAGCUAGAAUUAUGGCCUUCGUGGGUGGUCCAUCUACAGAGGGUCCUGGUGCUAUUGUAUCAAAGAAUCUUUCUGAACCAAUUCGUUCGCACAAAGACUUGGAUAAAGAUUCUGCACCAUAUUAUAACAAAGCUGUCAGAUUCUACGAGGGACUUGCAAAGCAACUUGUUCAUCAAGGCCACAUAUUGGAUCUCUUUGCUUGUGCCCUUGAUCAGGUGGGAGUUGCUGAGCUCAAAGUUGCUGUUGAAAGAACUGGUGGCCUAGUCGUGCUUGCAGAAAGCUUUGGCCAUUCAGUAUUCAAGGAGUCACUUAGACGUGUUUUCCAAUCAGGCGACUAUGACCUUGGGCUAUCAUCAAAUGGGAUCUUUGAGAUAAACUGCUCAAAGGAUAUCAAAGUUCAAGGUAUAAUUGGCCCGUGUGCAUCUCUUGGAAAGAAAGGGCAGUUAUCCUCUGACACUGUCAUUGGGCAGGGAAAUACCAGCGCAUGGAAGAUGUGUGGCAUGGACAAAUCUACAACUUUGUGUCUGAUAUUUGACAUUGUUAAGAAAGAGACCCCAGAGCUUGCAGUUCAACCUUCAAGCAAUCAGUUUUAUUUUCAGUUCUUGACUUAUUACCAACAUGCAAAUGGUCAAAUGAGAGUUCGUGCGACGACCCUCUCAAGGAGAUGGGUUACUGGACCUGGGACUAUACAGGACUUGAUUGCUGGUUUCGACCAAGAAGCAGCAGCUGUGGCCAUGGCUCGUUUGGUCUCGUUCAAAAUGGAAGUGGAGGCUGAGUUUGAUCCAAUAAGAUGGCUGGAUAAGGCUUUAAUUCAUCUUUGUUCUCAGUUUGGAGAAUAUCAGAAGGAUAGUCCAUCUUCGUUCAGUCUAUCUCCACGGCUCUCAAUAUUUCCCCAGUUUAUGUUCCAUUUACGGCGUUCUCAGUUUGUCCAGGUCUUUAACAAUAGUCCUGACGAGACUGCAUACUUUCGGAUGAUAUUGAAUAGAGAGAAUGUAGCCAAUUCAAUUGUGAUGAUUCAGCCUUCAUUAAUCUCAUACUCAUUUCAUUCGGCACCCGAACCUGCUCUUUUGGACGUGGCGGCUAUUUCAGCUGAUAGGAUUCUUCUAUUGGACUCUUACUUUACUGUUGUUGUUUUCCAUGGUGCAAAUAUUGCUCAGUGGCGAAAAGCAGGGUACCAUAGUCAACAAGAGCAUCAGGCGUUUGCCCAGUUGCUACGAGCUCCUUCCGAUGAUGCAGAUAGCAUUGUAAAGGAAAGGUUUCCGGUUCCUCGUUUAGUUGUUUGUGAUCAGCACGGUUCACAGGCACGGUUCCUUCUGGCUAAGCUGAAUCCAUCUGCCACGUAUAAUACGGAUGCACCUCUGCCCGGCGGAGACAUCUUAUUUACAGAUGAUGUGAGCUUCGAGGUCUUCCUGGAUCAUCUUCAGAGACUAACAGUGCAAUGA
Messenger RNA from Linum trigynum, 2292 nucleotides. Lineage: Eukaryota; Viridiplantae; Streptophyta; Magnoliopsida; Malpighiales; Linaceae. The record is from the annotation of a GenBank genome assembly.